This is a messenger RNA of Trichechus manatus latirostris (Florida manatee), 10627 nucleotides long. It is a transcript of the gene FKTN, whose product is annotated as fukutin. The transcript has 12 exons. The record is from RefSeq and is a predicted model, not a curated record. NCBI's taxonomy places the organism in Eukaryota, Metazoa, Chordata, Mammalia, Sirenia, Trichechidae. Gene Ontology annotation, cellular component: Golgi membrane. Bases 1197 to 2582 code for a protein of 461 amino acids.
UUACCCUAUCUUUUGAUUAACCUACUGGUUCUGAGUAAAUCAGUUAAGAGGACUUCUACAGAAUAAGCUUAUACGUACACAAUUUCUGGAAGGAAAAACAGGAAGCUGACAAGAGUGAUAAUCUCUGGGAAGUGAAGAAAAACCCUGUUUUCUGUAUUGAUAGAAUUUUUUAAAGUGUAAAAAAUAAUCAUGUAAGGGCGUAUUUUCAAUUUUUAUUAUGGGCUGAUAAUAGUAAUUUCUGUAGAAAGAACUUCAUAUUACCGUAAUUUUAGUUCUUUAUUGUCUUCAAAAAUUCACAUCAGAAUUCAUUCAUCUGUGAUCCUUAACAAUAUACGCUUAAAAAACCAGGUCCAGAGUUGUAGGAGUGUGUUAUUUACAGAGCUAAGCAGGAGUUUAACUGUUCGCUGGAGCUCGAGUGUGUCAUGCAGGCACUUCAACCUCUCAUGAGCGAUAGUGCAUGCAGCUAUUUCCUCCGCAAAAAUUGGUCCCACUCUAUGCCCCAGCUCAAAUGAUCGUACCCAAACCAGAAUUCAGACAGUUAUUCUAAAUUCCUCUUUGCCUAGGACUGGCACUAAAAAGAUGAUUAGUUAUCUGAAGUUCAUAUUUGAGCGUUCUGCGUUUUAUCUGGCAAACACGCUUUGGGAAACAGUUGGUACCUCUCCAUUACACCCUCCAUUUCUGCAAGAGGUUUUCUUCUUAAAAUCUCAGGUUGCUUCAACGCGCUGCUGUAGCUGAUACCCAAGCAAGAGAAAAAAAAAGCUUUGGCUGAGUGGCUAUACUCCGAACGCGAGGAAAUCGGCAGUGUUCAGUAAAUUUCGGACAGCGAGAAAAACGCAGGAAUCAACAACCGGCUGACGCUCAGACUUGGGCCGUGGGACCGUCCUUCACACCAAGCAGGGAACCAUUGAAAGUUUUUGAUUAUGGAAAUAACUUGAUUCCUCUGUCAACAAGCAGUGUAUAGGGCAGUGGAGGGAAUCAGAUAUUGUCAAGGGAAUAAUUAACCUUACAGAACAAUGGUACAAAGCCUGUAAGUCACCAGGGAAAGAAAGUGUGACCUCAGAGCCAAACUGUCAAUGGACAACCAUUUUUGGACAAUGCAAGAAGUCAAAUACCUAAAGCAAGAUUAUCUUCCUAUCCAAAAAGAUGAAAAUGACUGAGUUACUUUCAAAAGACAGCCAAAUGAGUGCUGCAGACUAAUGAGUAGAAUCAAUAAGAACGUGAUUUUGGCCCUUUUAACUUUGACAAGUUCUGCAUUUCUGCUGUUUCAGUUGUACUACUACAAGCACUAUUUAUCAGCAAAGAAUGGAGCUGGUUUAUCAAAAUCCAGAGGAAGCCGAAUUGGAUUUGAUAGCACACAGUGGCGUGCAGUUAAAAAAUUUAUUAUGCUAACAUCCAGCCAGAAUGUACCAGUGUUCCUAAUUGAUCCUUUAAUUCUGGAAUUGAUUAAUAAAAACUCUGAACAGAUCAAAAAUACUUCUUAUGGCACCACUUCAGACUGCAAGUUUUUCUGUGUUCCAAGAGACUUUACUGUGUUUGCACUGCAGUAUCACCUCUGGAAGAAUGAGGAAGGCUGGUUUCAGAUAGCUGAGAAUAUGGGAUUUCAGUGCCUAAAGAUUCAGAGCAAAGAUCCCCGGCUAGAUGGAAUAGACUCACUUUCUGGAACUGAAAUCCCCCUGCACUAUAUCUGCAAAUUGGCUACUCAUGCCAUCCACUUGGUGGUCUUUCAUGAAAGGAGUGGCAACUACCUCUGGCAUGGCCAUCUACGACUCAAAAGACACAUUGACAGGAAAUUUGUUCCUUUUCGAAAGUUACAGUUUGGUCGUUAUCCUGGAGCAUUUGACAGGCCAGACUUACAACAAGUUACCAUUGAUGGACUAGAAGUUCACAUUCCAAAAGAUCUAGUACACUUUCUAGAAGAAAUACCACACUCCAGGUUUAUUGAGUGUAGGUAUAAAGAAGCUCGAGCAUUCUUUCAGCAAUACCUUGAUGAUAACACUGUGGAAGCUAUGGCCUUUCGGAAGAGUGCAAAGGAAUUGUUGCAACUGGCAGCCAAAACAUUAAAGAAAUUGGGAGUACGAUUCUGGCUGAGCAGUGGCACUUGUCUUGGAUGGUAUCGGCAGUGCAGCAUUAUUCCUUAUAGCAAAGACGUCGACCUAGGGAUUUUUAUACAAGAUUACAAAGCUGAUAUUAUUAUAGCAUUUCAGGAUGCAGGACUGCCACUCAAACACAAAUUUGGGAAGGUAGAAGACAGCUUGGAACUGUCUUUCCAGGGAAAAGAUGAUGUAAAACUUGACAUUUUUUUCUUCUAUGAAGAAACUGACCAUAUGUGGAAUGGAGGCACUCAGGCCAAAACAGGAAAAAAAUUUAAGUACCUGUUUCCCAAGUUUACUCUGUGCUGGACUGAAUUUGUAGACAUGAAGGUUCAUGUGCCUUGUGAAACCAUUGAAUACAUUGAAGCCAACUAUGGUAAGACCUGGAAAAUUCCUGUGAAGACGUGGGACUGGAAACACUCUCCCCCCAAUGUGCAGCCCAAUGGAAUCUGGCCUAUUUCUGAGUGGGAUGAGGUUAUCCAGUUAUACUGAGACACUGGGUUGAAAUGGGAGAAUUCCUCUCCUGAAAAAAGGUGGUUAACUGUUAAAAAAAGGUACAUAGCUAUUUGUCAAAUGUAGGUGAGAACCAAAGAAAAAUGACAAGGGUGAAGACACAGAAAAAGCCCUAACUCUUGUGCAAUGUGAUUUAUUCUCUCAUUCAGCAUUUAUUGAGGGAGUUUCUCUGUGCCAGGUACAUUGCUAGGUUACAGCUGAAUGAGACAGAUGUCUGCCUCCUUUCUCCUCCCUUUGGUAAGCGUUCUAAUUUUCCUUUGAAGAAAACACUCCCACCCUUUUAAGAGCUCAGAUAGAAUGUGAUAUGUCUCUAUAAGGGUUUUUUAAAAGUUUGAUAAUGUUUAGAUUGGAAGAUGAGCCCACUAGGCAAAGCUAAGGAAGGAUAUACUAGUUAAAAAGAGUAACCUGUUCCUUCUGAGCAUUUAAACUGGUGUGUUAGUGCUACUUUUAAGAUUGUGGAGUCUGAGUUAAUAGUUAAGUGAUCAGACUUUAAGUGACAUCAAGAAAAGAUGCUAGCAGAUUCAUUUUACAAGCAACCUGAUGUGGAAUUCAUUUAGAGCAUAAGACAUUAUUCUACAAGAGCUUAUUUCCAGCCUAGUCAAAGAUGAGUAAACUUCUAUACACUCUUACUAUUUUCACGUUUGAUGUGAGAAGAAAGCUUGUGCUUGUGUGGUGGUUCGGUUUCCAGCCAUUGCCCAAAUAUUUUCACUGACCUUAGAUGGCCUUGUUGACAAAUUGUUCAAGUGAGACCAUGCUAUCAGACAUGAUUUUGAAAGGGUUGUGAUUUUCACAAAACUUAUUUUUCUUAUUUUAUUCUUAGCCACUCUGUUAAGUAAGAAUGUAACUACUGAUGGACAUUUCAUAUUUUCUGAAUUUAUAAUGCUUGCACUUCCAAUUUUAAUAUUAACUAAAAUAUUAAUAGAGAUACCUCUGAUUUUUCUAAGUUUACUCUUCAGUGUAUUCAUUCAUAAAUUACAGCUCCAUAUCUUUAAUUUGUGGCCUAUAAACCAAUUUAAAUGGCAUGUAAACCUAUCUAUUCCCUCUACUCUCCCACUGCUAUAUCAAGUCUCCAAAAAUAGAAUAUAAAUGAUGAACCUGGUCACUGUUUCCCACCCCAGAUGAUAGUGUUUGUAAAGUUUGUGUCCAUCCCUAGUCAAUCUGUUGAAUAUGGAAGGGGCAAGAAUUCACAGUUCCUUACUUUGUCAAGUACCACCAACUCUGGAACCCUCAAGUUUCCUUUUUCCCAUCAAGACACAUCCCUCAGUGGGCUGGAAUGGCCAUCUCCCCCAUCCAUUCAUGGAUCACUUUAAUUAUAUAUUUAAAGUGAGAGGUAAAGGGAAAUACAGGCACAAACACUGCUAUUUUUUUUUUGUUGUUGUUCUAGAAAGAAAGUCUUAUAUCUUAUCUACGUGGCUUAGGAUUACUUCUGGACCAGCUUGGCAGAUUUUGUCCUAAGACUGGAGAAUACUAGAAAUUUCAGAAAUAGAAACCACAAGUCUGAGGGAAUGGGCUGACAGAGUUUCCCUAAAACAAAGUUGAGGAAAAAGUAACCUACAACCACUCCACUCAAUUUUCAAAACAAUAGCAAAAACUUUCUUUGAUAAAUUAUAUCCAGCAGCUGCCUUCUCUUAUGAUGAGCUCUCAAGGCAGAAUCAUUGUGUUUUUUCAUCAGUAACGUGGUCAGGUUUCCAGAGAUCUUUAUAAAUUAUCAGCAAACUUGUCCCUAACUGGCAGGCCAUCAUAAUCAGCUUUCUCUGUCUUAGAAAAUCAGCCUAUAGAAUUCACACCCAAAUUCAAAGUAGUUGACUCUAACUUCAUUUUUUUAUGCUUAAAAAAAAUAUAACAGAUAACAUAGUGUUUCUGGGCAAAAUCCACCCUACUUGGUGAGGACCAUUUGCUUGUGCUCAGCAUCUAGAAGGGCACACACGCAACAUAAUCUGCCAAUUCCAAAUUGGAACUUCCACUGUUUGCAAGGGGAUCUUACCCACCCUUGUUCAGGUUAGUUUUACCUGUCACUGGAGUCCAAGAUCUUGGAGUGUCAGAAAUCCAAGAUAUCUGUCUGCUUUGGUAGAGGUUCCAUAUCCUUUCCUUCAUAGACUGCUGGCUGCUGAAACACCUCUCCUGUCAGCCUGCUGGUUUCACAGGCUUCAGCUCUUGGAUGUUACCGUAAUUCGAGAAGGAGAUCCUUUCCCCUAGACCCUAAAGACCAAGCUGUCCUUUGAUACAAAUUUAGCCAUACUUCUAUCUUAUACUUCUUAACAGUUGUACUCUUCUUGAGUGUCCAGAGACCUUGGGUCAGGUUGAUCCAUCAUCAACAAUCAGAUCACCUUUCUUUCCUCACCUGAGUAUGCCAAUAAUCAAUCUCCUACUCUGACCACCUUCAGGAGCAGUUUGCCUUGCUUAGCAGGAGAAGACCUCCAAUAUUAACUUGUUGGAAAUUAGGUGCCCGUCGAUGUCGCCAGAGAGAUCCUUAGAGGCAAGUUCCCUCUCAGUUAACAACCAGGUAGCACUCAGUCCUUCUCUAAGCAGGGAGCACUCGUCCUUUUCGUCUCUGCUGUAGCUACUGACAUCUGAACCCUGGUAUAAAACCACAUUUCCCAAAAUUGAGCAUCCUUAAGAAUAGCUGGUCAGUGGGAUAACAGUUUUCCUUGAUCCCCUAGCUACAAACCCUGAAAUGUGACCAGUAGGUGGCAGAAUAUCUACCAGCAUGCCCCAAAACAACUUAACACUGGUGUGAAAAUCAUCCUGCUUUUGCAUCAUAAAAGCUAAAUGUAAAAGCUUAAUGCAGUACUUUUUCUAACCCUCGUAUUUUAUAACUAAAUAUGUUCAGAGAGGAGUGAUUUGAGCAAGAAACAGCUGAGGUUAGAACCAAAGAGUAUCAUGAUUUCUAGCCCAUUCUUAUUUUGUUUGCUUCAUGGCACAGCAUCUUUAACCCUGCUUGAGGUGCUUUAUAGGGAAGUCAUCCAGUGGCUCAAUGGGACUAAGUUUCAAAGUAUUUCCCACUUAAUAUCUUUUUGUUCAGAUUGAGAGAUUCUGAGGUGACAGAGAGGUCCAAUUUUCUUGUCCAGAAUUCUUAGAAUACCUUCAUACCUUUAUCUGAAAAAUACCUUAUUUACAAAAGAUUAAAUAGUUCAUAUCUGGAAGUGUCAACCUUUAGUCAUGAUAUUCUUAAUGUUUAGGAGUACCUGAUUCUCCUAAGCUCAAGAUAUAUCCCAUUGCUUCUUUACCAUUCUGCUUCCCCAGGGAACCAAUCUGCCAACUGCCAACUUCUAGAGCCCCUCUUCCUAAAGCAACUCUUUCUGUCUCAACUCCUUUCCUUCAUAGAGGGUCUUUACCUGGUAGUAGUAGUCUGUUUCAAGGAGCCCUGAUGGCACAGUGGUUAAGCACUUGACUGCUAAUCAAAAGGUCGGCAUUGAGAACCCACCAGCCCCUCCGCAGGAGAAAGAUGUAGCAGUCUGCUUCUGUAAAGAUUAUAGCCAUAGAAACCCUAUGGGGCAGUUCUGCUCUGUCCUGUAGGGUCACUAUGAGUCAGAAUAAACUUGAUGGUAAUGGAUUUUAGUGAUCUGUUUUACCAAAGAGAACAGUAGAUGUAACUGGGGUGCUUUUCCGUUUUCAGGACUUUUUCUCUGGUUGGUUUGAAAGAAGUCUGGAGUAAUUAGUUUCAAGUAUUUAGACUGCUUUUAAUUGUUCAUACUGAUACUCCCUUAAGGAUACAAGUAUUUGAGAGUGGAUUCUGCUCAGUAGCUUUUUUCUUCUGUGACCCCAAACCAUUGUUUCUAUACUUCUGUGACCGCAAACCAUAGUUUCUGUUCAGUUUCUAUUCUACAAAGUUUUAAGUAGCACCUAUGACAAGCAGUGUAUUAAAACUUUACAUGUAGGGAAUCAGGGGUUUAUAGGUUGGGAACCAGAGCUGCAUCUGAUAAACACACUGGAAUGAGCUUCCACCCUCCAGUCUAAAACUUCACCAGUAUCAGGAAUCUAAGGCUACAAAUGUUUUCUAGGUCUUCCCUCUAGUUUCAGUUUCUGGAAAAUGAACAAUUCUUUCAUCCUCCUAGUUAUAAAUCCCCAGGUGAAAUCUCCCCUCAACACUUAGUCAGAAAGUGUUCAUUCCCACCUCCGAACACAUAACUAUCAGUUGUAACAGCUUUUAAAGCAUGGAAAAACUCCAGUUACUGACCAGUCAAAACAAUUUCUCUGAAGAAAUGUCCUAGCAGCUAUUUCUCUUUUUUUCCUCUUCUCUAUUGUUGAUACCUGGGCUAGGUUCCCUUUAACAUUUUGAUUAGGGAAGGCAGAAGGUUGCCAUAAAAAGAUCACAAGGUUUUGAAUAAGGCCCAAGUCUGACUCCCGACUUCAUUGUCAUCAGGGACCUCUCAGCCUCAGUUUCCACAUAGGUGAAAUUGAGGAGUGAUGGAUACUUCUGAGGGUUCUUAGGAGGAUUAAAUGAGAUGAUUAUGUAAAGUUCUUAGCAUCAGACCUAGGAUUAAGUAAGUACUCAAGAAAUGUUUGUUUCCUGCUUCCAGGGCCCUUUUCUAAUUAGUCCUCAAAUGGAAUUAAAGAAACUGUGGGCAGGACACAUUGCCUUACUCAGAAAGUUGCAUGACUGCAUUUGCAUAAGAAAAAAAAAUUUUUUUUAAAUUCUCUAUCAGGGCAUUGAAUCCAAAUUUUAUGAAUUUAGAGACAUUUCCAAGUCACUUCCUUCUCCAAGAAGAAUUUGUAUUUUCAUUUUGUUGGUCAAGCAGUUGUCUCCUAGGAUCACUUUAUAUUAUCCCAUUGUUGUUUUUGUUAGUUGUCAUCUAGUCAGUUCCUACUCAUGGUGACCCCAUGUGUGCAUAGUAGAACUCCUCCAUAGAGUUUUCAACGUAUGCUAUCUAAUUCCUUGGUCCCAAGCAUUUCACUCUGUACCUCUGUAGAUUUGGUGCCUACAUCUGCCCUGGACUUAUCUUUCAAUGUUGCAGCUUUUCCUAGAGAUAAACCCCCCUUCUUGUUAUUGCAUCUUUGCCCAGCCAAAAUCAGAUAUGUGUCGUGAUUUGGAGAUACAAAGAACUUGAAAUAUUUGGUUUAAUUUAAUUGUUUAUGCUGAUGAAUGUAUCAGUGUUAAUGAAGGAGAAUUGAAAAUAUCCAUUUCUACCUUCUGCCCCAAAUUUGUGUUUCUCUCUUUUACAUGGAUAAGUUCAAUUGCAAAUUCUCAUUGACCAGGCAAGAAUCAGAAGGGUAUGUGAUGCCAUUUUAAACUGCCCUGCAUCAGACUGAGAUCCCAAUUAUAGCUUAUAAGUCAAACAAGAAAAAAUUAAUGGUGGUAUAUUUUGUACAGUACCAGUACUAAAGUAGACAAGGGUAAAUUUGUUAACGAUAUCUCUCUUUCUAUAUUUUCAGAACUUCUAGCCUAGAAUGUUCCCGCUUGAGACCCUCCCCAGCCCAACCUAAUACAGAGAUUAUGUAGGGACUCAUUAGUCAGCAAAGUUGCUGUAUACUUUGAGCAGCUCUCACAGUGGGGUUGAAAAGGAGAGUAUGAAGGAGAAGUACAAGUACUGUAUUUUGUUCUAUAAAACAAGAUACUGUCUCAUGCUCCUUUUUUUUUUUUUAACUUAAAAAAAAAUACAAGAUUUUGCAGCCUCUAAUGACUCAUUCAGAGCAUGGAGAAUAGUUCAUGUGUUUGUUAAAUAAAAAUCAUAUGUAACUAUUUGCCCCUUCCAUUUCAUAACUUGAAAUACAUGCAUAUGCUUUUUCUAAACAAAGUCAUGUUUUAAACUCAAGUAGAUUUCAGUGUAUGCUUACCAGUGCACUAUUCAGUUUUAUCUUCAGGUACAGAUAGUUUGUGGUACUACUGAAAAUAUCUUCAGUCUUUUGAUGAGAAUUUGUAAUAUAUAAUCUAAUUUGGGUUGAGAAUAAAAUUUUAUAAUCUCUUGCGAUGUUUUGUGUUUAUUUUCACAUCUUGAAGUAGAAAUAACACUCAUAAACAAUCCUAUAAACUAAUAAUUUUGCCACCAGUACAAUAUUCCUAAAAUUAAAGUCCAGGCACCCUAUAUACUUGGGAAUCCAAGAGUUCUCCAUUAGAACCUACCAGCAGAAGACCACAGCCACCAGGAACACACCUGUAAUCAAACAGAGGUAGGUUUAUUAGCUUCUUGCAGCAAGGGAGAACACCCACCAUGGAAAUAACAUGUUUCAAGAAGAAGGGACUAGAAGGGGGUGUUACUGGAUUUGAGCUAACUCAGAAUUAGUGAAGAGUAGAAAAACGGCACAGAAUAAAAAGUCUUAGUUUGUCCAAAUUGAACAAUGUCUAAAAAAAUAAUAACACACUGUGACCAAGUGGGAUUUAUUCCAGGUAUACAAAGCUGGUCCAGCAUUUGAAAAGCAAUCAGUGUAAUAACCAUACAAGCUAAAGAAGAAAAAUCGUAUGAUCAUAUCAGUUGACAUAGUAAAAGGAGUUGACGAAGUUCAUCUCUCAUUGAUUUAAAAAACUCAGUAAGUUAAAAAUAGAGAGGAAUUACUUCAGCUUAAUAAAGAACAUCUACAAAAAACCUAUACAUCAGACUUAAUAGUGAAAGACUGAAUGCUUUUCUGCUAAGAUUAGGAACAGGGCAAGGAUGUCUGCGCGCACCACUCUUACUCAACAUAGUGCUAGAAGUUCUGACCACUACAAUAAGGCAAGAAAAAGAAAAGGCAUACAGAUUGGAAAAGAAAUAAAACUCUAUUUGCAGAUAACACAAUUGUCUACAUAGAUAUGACCAAACAAUCUAUUAAAAAAUAAAACCUCCCAGAGCCAGUUAAGUUCAACAAGGUGACAGUAUAUAAGAUCAACACUUCAAAAUCAAUCAAAUUUCUAUAUACUAUAUUAACAAUAAACAUAUGGAAACUUAAAAAACACAAUAACAUUUACAAACACUCCAAAAUGAAGCACUUAAAACACGAGGAUCUAAAUGCUAAAAAUGCUUAUUGAAAGACAUCAAAGAAGACCUAAAUGAAUAGAGAUAUAUACUAUGCUCAUGGACUGGAAAACUCAACAUAGUAAAGAUGGCAAUUCUACCCAGAUUGUUCUAUAGGUUUAACACAAUUCCUAUCAAAAUCUCAGCAAGGUUUUUUGUAGACAAAUAAGAUUAUCCUAAAAUUUAUGUGGAAAGGCACAGACCCUAUAAUAGCUCAAACAGUCAUGACAAAAUCAAAUUAGUAGAAAGAUUUGAAAUCAAGAUCAGAGUUUGUCUUGACAUUUCAGUAGAUAUAAGGACUAGGUGUCAUUAACGCUUUAUGUUGCAGAUGAGGGAGCUGCACUUUUAGAGAUAACAGAUGUUAAAUCCUUGUCUUCUGACUUGAAACACAGUGGCUACUCUCUGCCAAUUCUAAUUAACUGCUAAUCAAAAAAAUAUAUAUACUUUGAAAGCAACCUUUUAUACUGAAAGUCGGAAAAAUCACUCUACCUUUAUUAUGUAACUAUAGUAGUCAAGACAGUGUGGUAUUAGUAAAGGGAUAGACAUUAAUCAGUGGAGUUAAAUAAAGAAUCUGGAAAUUGGCCCACAUAAACAUGCACAACUGAUUUUUGACAAAGGUGCAAAAAAGCAAUUCAAUGGAAGAAGGAUAGCCUUUUCAACAAAUGAUGUUGGAGUGAUUGGACACUCAUAGGCAAAAAAAUGAACCUUGACCCAAACCUCACACCUUAUAUGGAAAUUAACUCAAAAUACAUUAUGUACUGAAAUGUAAAACUAUAAAACUUUUAGGGGGGAAAAGAAAAUCUUCAGGGCCUAGGGCAAGGCAAAGAGUUCUUAAGAGUUGACACCAAAAGCACAUAAAAGGAAAAUAUGUCUUUCAGCUGUCUUAGUAGAAGAAUGACAGUCUCAUGGUUAGAGAAAGUAUGAUGGGACAAAGGAAGUUCUUACCCAGAGGGUUCCAGGGAACUAGAAUAGGCAUUUUAGGCUCAGAUGAAUUAGGGCAGGAGAGCUGGUAAUGAGGUCCUAGGCUCUGGGGAAGACAUGAAGGCACUUUCUGGAAUGGGGUGGCGAGUGAGGCACAAGGGAGCCAAUGGUAGUGCU